UUUGUAUUGUUGCUUGCUUCGGUUUAUUUGAACCCAGCGGCUGCCUUCAGCAUGGAAAAAUGAAAACCAUUUGAUCUGGGAAAUGCCUGAGCAUGCGAGAGCGUUUUUCAUUUCUGAAAGAGUUCAGUUUCAUUUGCUCUCUUCCUUCUGUUCCAGGCAGGCAGCACAGAGAGCUGUAUAAAUAGCCAAGCUUGUGCUACAUCCAGUCUGAGGUAUCCAAGCAUCCAAAGAACGAAGGCACACAGCAGGGAAAGCACCGAGCAGCUUGCGCAAGUAAAGAUGAUGCAUAUUUCAAUCUCAAUCUCCUGAGCACUCUUGGGGACCUUCGAUGGAUUACAAUAAUACUUCGGCGAGGCUGCUGAUAUCUGUAUAGAGCUGUCACUUACUGAGAAGGAUAAGAGCGGGAGAGAAUAUCAUUAUUUCCACCUAAGAUAAAUGUUAAGGGCUGAUUCACUGGGAGGAAGUGAGCUGAACAUGUUGAUGGCUUAAACUUUUUUUUUUUUUUAAUCUUCUUGAAGUGGAAUGGACUUUCUGAUGACAGAGUUCAUCUGGGAAUGACAAACUUCUCCAGGCUGAUUGGAAAUGGCAUCACAGAGCUGAAACUUUACUGGAGGAAAUAUACCUCCCAAUGAAGAAAGUACAAUGCACUGUAAAGCUCUGACUCCUGGUGAAAAAUUCAAGGCUAGAGAAAACUUGUCCGCUUGGCUGGGAAGGAUGAGUUGGACAAUCUUCAUGCGUUCCAAAGGAAAUCUGGAUGCCAUGCUGAGCUUAAUCUCUGCAGCGUGCUCGGUGAUUUUCUCCUCCUGAUGCACUGCAUGGUUAGCCUGAGGAGAAGGAUCAAGAAAUUGACUACCAAGAUGGUAAUCACUAGUGGGAAUGAAGAAGAAAAAGGCAAUCAAGAAAAGGAAAGCAAGGAAGAAUCCAUCCUGGCAAUGCUGGGAAUUAUUGGGACAAUUCUAAACCUCAUUGUGAUCAUUUUUGUGUACAUCUACACGACAUUGUAAACUGAAGAGGCAAACCAAUGAAGACAGCUGACAAGAGGUGAUGGAAAACUUUGUCUGCUAUUGACACACGGCUUAAUGAGAAUUGACUCUGUAGUAUAUUAAGACGUCAUAAAAGCCAUGCCUGAAGGCAGUGGAGGUUGAAGCACAAUUAAUUUAACAAGACUUUUUUUUUUCACACACAAGCAAAACUUGCCUCUCUCUUUCUCUCUCCCUCUGCUUUUCCUCUUUUCAUUUGCUCUAAAGAAAUGACUGCAAAUAUGUAAGGAUCAGCUUUGGAGAACCCCACUAUGGAUCAAACCUUCUCAACACAGCCAAAGACUGGACAUCAUGAUAAACAGUGACAAAUGUAUAGCAUAUUCAUGCCAAGAUUAUGUUCAACAGAUAAUACGUCUCUGUCUUUCGUGGCCAUUAGCUUGCAUCUUCUUCUUGUUUCCGUUUUAUUUACGUUGAAGCUAGCAAGCUUUUGAUUUUAACAUGAACAUAUGGUGCAGUCGGGAGGCGGGUCCGGGGGUGGGGGGGAGCUACCAUACCACUGAGCAGCCUGAGCAAACAAAAGAUAAAACCUUCAGCAAAGUAAGUUCCAUGGCGUUUCUUCCUUCUCUCAUUUGCUUGACAUCUGUGUCUGUUCAUACCGACGUUUAUAAAUAUAUAUUUUUAAUAAAUGUGCUAUAUUUUUAGCAUGAACCAAA
Molecule: messenger RNA, 1693 nt
Organism: Hemicordylus capensis (graceful crag lizard)
Lineage: Eukaryota; Metazoa; Chordata; Lepidosauria; Squamata; Cordylidae
Product: protein TUNAR
Exons: 3
Coding region: 807-1004 (65 amino acids)
Source: RefSeq, a predicted model, not a curated record